UUCACAUCUUUGAAUUAAAGAACUCUCUAGACACACUCCUCUUUCACUCCCACCUAUAUAUACAUAACCAUAGUCUAAUUCCUGUGAUCGUGUCAAAAACCAUAAGCAUUUUCCUGUGAUCGUGUGAUUUCUGAGUUCUAAGCACUUGCCUCUUUCGUUCGCUUGAGCCAUGGACGAGGAUUUCGAGUUUCCAAGUGCUGGCAACAUGGAAGUGCCUGAGGCUGAGGAGGAGAUGGAUAUGGAGGUGGAGAGUCCGAUCAUGAAGGUUGGGGAGGAGAAGGAAAUUGGGAAAAAGGGGUUGAAGAAGAAGCUGCUUAAGGAAGGUGAAGGAUGGGAUACCCCUAACAGUGGAGACCAAGUUGAGGUGCAUUAUAUAGGAACCUUGCUUGAUGGAACCCAAUUUGAUUCUAGCCGUGACAGGGGAACCCCUUUCAAGUUCAAGCUUGGCCAAGGGCAGGUGAUCAAGGGAUGGGAUGAAGGUAUCCAAACCAUGAAGAAAGGAGAAAAUGCCCUUUUCACAAUACCCCCAGAAUUGGCUUAUGGAGAAUCUGGGUCUCCUCCCACUAUUCCCCCGAAUGCAACUCUGCAGUUUGAUGUGGAGUUGCUGUCUUGGACAAGUGUGAAGGACAUAUGCAAGGAUGGAGGAAUUUUGAAGAACAUAAUCACGGAAGGGGAGAAAUGGGAUAAUCCUAAGGACCUGGAUGAAGUGUUCGUUAAGUAUGAAGCUCGGCUUGAAGAUGGGACAGUCAUUUCGAAAUCUGAUGGGGUGGAGUUCACUGUGGAAGAGGGGUAUUUCUGUCCUGCUUUGGCCAAGGCUGUGAAGACAAUGAAGAUGGGAGAGAAAGUUCUCUUGAAUGUGAAGCCACAAUAUGCAUUUGGGGAGAGUGGAAGGCCAGCAUCAGGAGAUGAAGGUGGAGUGCCUCCAAAUGCUUCGCUUCAAGUGGAUCUUGAGUUGGUCUCUUGGAAGGCCGUGUCUGACAUUACUAAGAAUCGGAAGGUUCUAAAGAAGACUUUGAAGGAAGGAGAGGGAUAUGAACGACCAAAUGAUGGAGCUGUAGUUCAAGUGAAACUGAUUGGCAAGCUGCAAGAUGGAACUGUUUUCAUUAAGAAGGGCCACGAUAAUGAACAGCCAUUUGAGUUCAAAAUUGAUGAAGAGCAAGUAAUUGAGGGACUUGAUAAAGCUGUAAAGAACAUGAAGAAAGGGGAAACUGCACUGGUGAUCAUACAGCCUGAAUAUGCUUUUGGUUCAUCUGCGUCGCCUCAGGAAUUGGCCAAUGUUCCUCCCAAUUCUACUGUAUACUAUGAAGUUGAGCUGCUUUCAUUUGUAAAGGAGAAGGAAUCUUGGGAUCUGAAUACACAAGAGAAGAUUGAGGCAGCUGGUAAGAAAAAGGAAGAAGGGAAUGCUUUAUUCAAGGUUGGCAAAUAUGAAAGAGCGUCAAAAAGAUAUGAAAAGGCCAUAAAAUAUAUCGAGUAUGAUUCCUCCUUCAAUGAUGAGGAGAAACAACAGACUAAGGCAUUGAAAAUUACAUGCAAUCUAAAUAAUGCAGCCUGUAAGUUGAAGCUAAAGGACUACAAACAGGCAGAGAAGAUGUGCACUAAGGUGUUGGAGCUUGAUAGUAGGAAUGUAAAAGCACUGUAUCGGAGGGCGCAAGCAUAUAUUCAUCUUGUGGACUUGGACCUAGCUGAGAUGGAUAUUAAGAAAGCCCUUGAGAUUGAGCCAGACAACAGGGAUAUAAAGAUUGAGUACAAAAUCUUGAAGGAGAAAGUGAAGGAAUACAACAAGAAGGACGCACAGUUUUACGGCAGCAUAUUUGCUAAAAUGAAUAAACUAGAACAAGCAAGAACAGUAAAGCAGGAGCCUGUGCCAAUGUCUAUCGACAGUAAAGCUUAAAUUUGGGAGCUACCUCUGUCUGGCUGUCUCUGCAUAGUGCAUACUAGUACCAUAUUCCAAUUGUUGUGUCGUCUCAAGUCUUGGUCCCAUAAAUAGCUUUGCUCAUAUCUCGUGUGAUUUUCAUAUGAAGAAUGCAUGUGGUCUCAGUUGUCAGUUAUCGGUAGUCAUUUAAGCUAUGUACACUGAUGGCUAAUAAGAAAUGAAGUAAAGCAAGUUUUCGUAA
Molecule: messenger RNA, 2114 nt
Organism: Cajanus cajan (pigeon pea)
Lineage: Eukaryota; Viridiplantae; Streptophyta; Magnoliopsida; Fabales; Fabaceae
Product: 70 kDa peptidyl-prolyl isomerase
Molecular function (GO): protein binding; peptidyl-prolyl cis-trans isomerase activity
Source: RefSeq, a predicted model, not a curated record